Molecule: messenger RNA, 810 nt
Organism: Helicoverpa zea (corn earworm)
Lineage: Eukaryota; Metazoa; Arthropoda; Insecta; Lepidoptera; Noctuidae
Exons: 4
Coding region: 78-719 (213 amino acids)
Molecular function (GO): N-acetyltransferase activity
Source: RefSeq, a predicted model, not a curated record
UUUUAAGUUUAGGAACUAGGAUUUGGUCAAAAUUUUCGGUCAAAAACUCGAAUGGUGAUGUUAUUAAUUUAAAAAUAAUGGAACUGCCAAAAGAACGUUUUGAAGAUUUUUUGGAUUCUUACAUGACUUUUUUCGCGAAGGAAGAGUCUUCAUUUAGAGCUUCUGGAGUAGCAAAUAGUGAAAAUGCAAUUAAAGAAUUGAGACAAGUUCUUGCUAUUAGAAACAGUGAGCAAUCGUACCAUACAGUUAUAUGUUGUUUAGACAAUGAUGACGAAACACCAGAUAUCAUUGGAGCAUCAGUCAUGUCUUUGGAAACACCUGAAAAGAUAAUGCAAAAGAAAACGUUUCAGGGCACAUCACCUGAAUUGAAGAAAGUGAUUGAAGUGUACGGAGAUCUGUUGGCCACAUACGAUAUGUUAAAGGAAUUCAAUUUAGAACGGUAUUUUGUAGACAGGGGAGUUUUCGUGCGUCCUGACUUCAGAGGACUUGGAAUAGCUCAGGAGUUGUUUAAAGUCAGGCGAAUGAUAUGCAAAGAACAUGGGGUGAGCAUGCAUGGAGCAUGGAUGACAUCAUACGGUACUCAGAAAGCAGCCGAACGUGAUGGCUGGGAAACUGUGUGCGAGGUGCAAUUUGACGAGCAUGGGAAAAAGCAUGGCGUGGUCUUCGAGAACGGACCCCCUUCUUGUAAAUUCAUGGUGGCUAGAAUAGAUUUGACAUAAAAAUUGUUUCAAGUUUAUAAAGAGUAUUGGUAAGUGUGAUUGAAUAUUUUGUGCUUGCAUUUAUAAAUAAACUAAAGUAUUUUAAAACGGA